UUCCUACAUAGUAGAUACAACAAUAAUUAUUAUACCUAGUUUACAUUCAGCCCACUUCCGUGGCAGUGAGCAGGGAAGUGAACAUGAAAAUGGGCUGCGCGGGUAUGUAAACACGUCACUCGCGCUGAUCAUGCUCCUCGCACUAACGCUGCCCGACGCUCCCGUCAAGAGGCGGUAAACUGAACAGCGCGAGCAGCAACAUAACCGGCAAUGGGAUCAAUCCGGUCAAUUGCUGCUCGCGCUGCUAUAAUUAGCAGGGCAAUGUAAACACUCACUGCCGUCGACGCUGUCACAGAAGUAUUUUGAGAAGUAAAUACGGCAGCGCGAGUAGCAAUGGCAGCUGCUGAAUGUAAAUUAGGUAUUAGAUACAAUUUGUUAUCACAAAUAAUCAAUUAAUAUGAUAUUAUUAUAAAAUGAGUUUUGAGCUAUAACUAUUUAAAGUUUUGACCGGAGGAGUAGGGAAGCUUCUAACCCCUCCGUUUAAACCUUAAACGGUUAUAACUUAUAACUAGUGUAAACAAUAAAUUUGAUAUUAGUGUCAUGCAUGUCAAAACGUAUAGAAAAAUAUACCUACUCUAAUCGAAUGUAGAUUGGUACUUAUAUUAAAGGGUGGUCCCCCAAGCCGUCCUUGGAUGUCGAUUCAAACCAUAUACCGUAUGAACCAUAUAUCUAUGGUUCACCAGUUAUGCCAUAGUUCACACAGGCAAAAAAAAAAAAGUAGGUAAACAAUCCUUGCCUUCGUGAUCUAUCUUAUAUUUUCAUGCAUCUGUCAUUUUCUAUGGUCCCUACGGUUAAUUCUUGUUAUCACAUUGAUAGUUAGAAAUUGAUAAUAAUUAGCAACUUAAACCAAUGAAGUAAUUGAUAUACCUAUGUAUAUAAGUAACUGGUAUUUAAUUUAUGUUUACUUUUUAUUUUACCGGUUUAAUAUAUUAACAUUUUGAAUUUUACGUUUCAAUAAUUAUGAAUCGAUUAAAUGUACGAUCACGGUGUUAUAUUGAAUGCAUUGUACCAGUUUGUGAAAAUAAAAUGAACCUAAAACCUAAUUUAAGCUUCUUUUGUUUCCCUAAAGAUCCAAUAAGGUAAGGAAAAAUGAAACUGAUUUCAAUUAUUGCCUUUUCCUAAAACAGGUAUAAAACUAUUACAACAUGUCAAUAAUAUUACUAGUUUUGUUUUUAUUACCAACAAUUAUAAUAGCAUAUUAUUAAUUUAUAAUAUGAGGACACUAGUUUCAAAGUGUACAAUCUCCAUGUUCACCAAAUUUUCAGAAAACCAAAAAAAACGAAUAACUUAAUCAAAAAAUGUUUUUUCUCCAUGCUGAUUUUUUUGAACUUUUCAUAUAUUGAAAUGUAAAGAUAAUUUACCAGUUUUAUACUUAAAAAAACAAGAUUUUGUUUUUAAGAUUUUCACAAGAAUAAUGUUAAUAAUUAUUAAUCAUUAAUUUUAAUAUUUAAAAGGUAUUAAUAAUAAACGUUAAAAAUAAAAUAUUGUUAAGAUAAAUAAAUAAGUAAAUUUAUUAUACUGGAAAAUUGAUUUCAUCUUCUAUUACAUAACAUAAUAUGUCUUCCUCGACAUCUGGUAUUGCAUUUCCCUCUAUGACAUAUUUGUCAAAAAUUAAACCAUGAUCAUUUUUCCACUCAUUUCCAUAAUGAGCAGUUAGUAAGUUAUUUAUAUCAGUUUUCUUAUUAGUGUUAAGAACAUUCCUCAUUGGAAUUUUGGUGGGAUUCAUUUUACUAAUGUUUCUUGCUUUUUUUGUAAUUGGUUUUCCCAAUAUUCAAAUUGUAUACGCCUUCCCCGUGGAUUAACACUACACCUUUUGAGUUUUUUGUGAUAAUCAUUUUUUUCAUUUUGGAAAAAGCAAAGUGCACUGUCCUGAAGGCCUAACGAACUUGCAUGUUUCAGUUUUCCAGUCAUAAAUUUCAACAUCCUUUACAACUUUCAGGACAGUUUCAUAUUUUGAAAAAAUAUCUAAAUAUUCUUGAGGUUUCAAAAUUAUUUCUUUCUUUUUGCACUCCACUUCGAUGUGACCAAAGACACGAUCAGGAGGAAUAAAAGAGUAUCCUCUUACUGAGUAUACAACUUCAAUUUUUGAAAUUACAUUUUGUUUGGCGAGCCACUUGCAACACAUUGAAAUUAAUGUGGUGUUUUUGUUCUGGCCCGAGCAACCAUCACACAUAAGCUUAUUAGUAUGAAUACCAGUAAAAUCUGACGAUUCCAAAACUUGAUGAAUACAGAAAGCAAUCUCAUUUGAACCUUUAUCGUAUUAAUUUUGAGUCCAACAGAAAGAGGUGACUGUAUUGGGAUUUAAUUUGCUUUUAGAAGCGCUUCUCACAACAGUAAACCUAUGAUAAGUAUAUUUAAUAAUAUUAAAUAUAAAUUAAAUUAAUUAUAAUUUAUAAUAUUAUUAUACUUGUCAAAAGAGAUUGUACUUUUUGAAACUAAAUGUAAUUUUCAAUCUUAAAAAUACAUUGGGGAUUAACCAUUUUGUUCGAUAAUAGUGAGUUGUUCGAAUUCAGUGCUAACAAUUGAAUAUUAAACAACAUCUCUCUCAAUUUUUAUGAAACAUGGAGAUUGUAUACUUUUAAACUAGUGCACUCAUAUAUCUAAUAAUAAUUUAUAUAUCUACAAAUAAAUAUAUUGUUACCUAGGUACCUAUGUUUGAAUCAUUGAUUGACAUAGGUACAUUGACUGUAAACUACAGUAUGCAGAUCGUGCAUUGGUUUAAUGUAAACUAAACAUAUUGUAAAACCUAAAUGCAUUUAUCAAUAUAAUAAUUAAUUUAGAUCUUCUAUAUGGAUUGAAAAGUGUGGACUUGACAAAAAUAUUGAUGUUUCCAAAAGACGUUAUCGAGUUUGUGCAAGACAUUUUGAGAAUCAUAUGUUUUUAAAUGACUUAAAAAACAGGCUUCAACCACAUGCUAUACCUACACUGUUUAUUGGUAUGAAUAUUAGAUUUAAUUUUGAAAGGAAAUUUAUUGUCUGUAUAAGGACAGACUAUUUAAUUUUUUUUUAAAUAUAAUAUAAAAUACUAAUAUUUUACAAUUCUUUAUGAGCAGAUUUGAUAUCCAACUCACUCCCAUCAACCUGUAUAGACAAUGUAAAAAAUGAUCUCGAUAAUAAGUACAUUUUUAUUUUCUUUUACAUUUGGCAUUUUAAUAACUUUCUUAAAAUAUUAUUUUACAUUUUCCAGAAAAUCUAAUUUUUUAGAGCAUAAUAUACAAGAUAAACAUUUUGGAGAAAAUAUCAAUAAUUUUUUUCCUAAUACAAUCAAAAAGUAAGAUUCUAGGUAUUUAUUUUAAUUUUAUGUUUUGUUUAUUCAUAUACCUACAUAUUCAUAAUAUUAAACUUUUGUUAAUUUUGAUAAGAAUAAGAUAUUAAUAAAUCUAUUUUGAAUCCUGAUGAUUUUUUUUUUUCAAAUAUUUAGCGCCCGAUUACCUCAUUAUUAUAACACUAAAAAUUACUUUAAAUAAUACAAAAUGUAUAAGUAAUUGUUCUAUAUUAAAAAAAAAUAUAUAUAUAUAUAUAAGAUAAAACUAUAUAGUUACAAUUAAUUUUGAAUAAUUUAUAAUUUAAUAAAAUUAAUUUUCUUUUGAUUUUAAUAAUUCAAUUAGAUAUUUAAUUUUUAGGAAAUCUUAUGAACCUGUUUGCUUUGUUCCAAACUGUAAAGCGCCAAAAGAUUUACCACUUUAUAAAUUUCCAUUACACAAUAAACAAUUAUUAUAUAUAUGGUUAAAAAGAAUUGGACUGAGUACUUUAUAUGAUAUGGAUUUAUACUUACAUAUAACUAUAUGUCAAAUACAUUUUCAUAAAGACUGUUUUGAUGAUAAAACUAUACAAUUAAAACCCAAUGCAAUUCCAUCUUUACAUUUGAUUGGUAAGAAUUUGUUACUAAAUCAGUUCAUAUAUAUUUUUUUUUGUUUUUUAACUUAUUCUGGGCCUUGUAGGUACAUCAACAAUCUUACUACUCCUCUCCAUAUCUCCUUGCCCUUAGCUAGUUGUUCUGCAUCUCUUAUUCCCAGGAGUUUGAGUGAGAUCUUCCCUAACUAGGUUAAUCCACCACUGUCUUGAAUUGUUUCUUGUCCAGUUUCCAUAUUGUGAUCUUAUGCACUGUUUGGCCCUCCUCUUUCCAUUCGUUAUACUUCACUAUUAUAUUAGUUAUUAUAAAUACUUAUAAUUAUUCAAUGGAAAAUAAAAUAUCCAUUAGUUGCAUUAUGACUUGAAUUACUAUUAUAACGGUUAUUAACCAUGGUUGAUUUAAUGGAAAUGUAAAUUGAUAUCAUUUUUUACAUAUCCAUUUAAAAGUUGAAAUGAAAAUGAAAUUAUACAAUACUAUAAUUUUAUUUUCAUUGGAUUAUUAGAUUUAUUGAAUCUAUUCAGGACGUUCUCAGAAAAAAGUUUCGGGAGGUGUUUUUGAAAAUCAGAACAAUAAUUGAACAUUAAAAUGGAAGUAAAUAAUCAUAUAAAAAAACCAAACAUUCGGCAGGUGUUUAAACACCCAAAUCAACCCUUUGCGUACAUACCUGGAUCUAAUUUUUUUUAUCUAGAUCUAGGUAGGUAAUAUUCAAUUAUAUUUGAAUUAUUACUAUAUUUUGUUUGAUGGAAUUUGACAGGAUGUUUUACAUUCCAGUUAUCUUGUAUGCUAUCUACUAAUGAUUAUACUAUGUCUUAUGCUUUCUUGCAUGAUAGUAUUUAAAAUUUAUUGACCCUGUCUACAUGCUAUACCUUCUCAAUAUAAUCUGUGAUUCUCAUUUGAUACGGGAAGUUUUUAUUUUAGAUUUGGAGUAUACAGAAUUUUAUUUAGUUGGUGCAUUAGAGAGAUUGUUUUUUUCGAUUUUCUUAGGAAAGAAGAGAGCUUUUCUUAAAGAACUUUUUUGUUACAUUUUUAAUCUAAUUGGUGAUUAAGAAAGUUGUUUUAAAAUUUUAUUUUGCUUUUAUCACAUUUUAUGUUUAACUGUAACUUGUAAUUUAUUGGCACAAUGACAGGACCAUGUAUAAAUACUUUAAGUAUAUGUGUACCUUCUAUAUAUCGCUGUAAACUAUAUACUGCAGUCUGAAUGUUGUCAGUAGCGGCAUACCACAAGAUAGCCAAUAUUCCUAUAUAUUUGUAGAAAAUUAAUAAUUAAAAAUAUGUUUAUAUACCUUUUAGAUUAUUCUGGACCUCCUGACAAUUGUCUUACUACUUCAUCAUACUUUGAAAAUCCUAGUGAGUAAUUAUUAAACUAUAAUUAUAAUCAUAAUUUUUUUUAAAUAUCUUGUUUUCCUUAAAUAAAAUUGCUUUGUAAAACAAUCCAUAUCAAGAUUGUUUUACCAACUAUACUUUUUACAUUACUUAUUUAUUAUAUAAAUAUUACGUUUGUUUUUCAUUCUAUAUUUUCUCCGCAUUAUUCAAAUUUUUACCUUAUAAAUUAUUUAGCAAAACAAUAGUGUUAAGAAUAGGAAGGCUUCCAGUAGGCCAUCUGACCAGAAUAACACUAAAAAAAAAAAUAAUAUAGUACCUAAGAAACUAAUUACAUAAAAAAUUAUUAACUAAUAUACAAUACGUAUUUUAGAAGAAAAAUAUUUUAUCCUAACAGUAUUUGUACAGAAAAUAUAUCAUCAGAAAUUGGGUACGAACAUAUUUUUUUAGAAGCGUGUUUCGGUAGAAAAUAUCAAUAAAGGUGAUAACAAUGUUAUCUCGCAUCAUCUGUUAACCGCUGAAUAUUGGUUUCUCUACUAUGGAAUACUGUUAUAUAAUAUAGUCUUCAUUUUUUAAUACUCUAUGUUAAUUAUCUUUAUUACAGCCAUAGAUAUAAAUAUUUCCAUUAUCCAUACCCAUGUUGUGGCUUGCCUUUUUAACAGCUCGUUUUAUUUGUAUUUAAUACAACUAAUUUUCUAACUAAAUAUGUUUCUAAUUAAUUAUUUUUUGACAAAUUUAUUUUCGAACAAAAAACUUUCAGUAAAAUAUUUUUCUAGCACUUAUUUUUGAAUAAAAUGCUUUUCUAGUCAAAUAAUUUUUAUAAAUUUAUUUUCGAACAAAAUAUAGGUCACCUAAUAUAUUUUGUUAAAAAAAAAAAAACAAAGAGGAAAUAUGUUAAUAUUUAUAAUUUCUUUGCAUUACACAAGUGAUUUUCAUUAAAAACCAUAAAUUACGUGGUGCUGACUGAGUAAUGAGUACCAUGGAUUAGAUUAGAUAAAAUCACAACUUUUAUUAAUAAUUUUUAUUCAAACUUGAUUUUUUCAUUUGAACAAAUCUUUGAGUUGCUUUUCUGUUAAUUUAAAUUAUUUUUCAUUUAAGUUAUGAGUACUACUGGCGAUCGUACAUGGGGAUGGUUGGGUAGUACUGAACAAUUUGGAAGAGAUGCUGAAUCCAACGAGUUUGUAGUUAUACCUAAAUCACAAUUACACAAUGAUAAGUAUACGUCCUCAACUCAGGCUGCUCAUUGCAUAAUAUAUGCUGAAAAUGAAGAAAAAAUAUUUGGUAUUUACAAUGCUCGAGCAGCAGUUCUUGUAAGUCAUAACAUGAAGAAGUGUCUUUAUUUGCUUUCUUGGCGGGCAAAAUAACAAAACUUUUAGAGUCCCAACAGUACUUUGAUUCUAAUAAGACUUAAUAAAAAAAUAUAUAUUAAAUUAUAUUAACAUGAUAACUUUCACUGUUUAAUCGAGAAAUUAUUUGAUAUCUAAUUUCCAGACACAAUUCGUUCAUACUUGAAAAUUUUAUAAAGAUUUAAUUUUUUUUUUUUUACUUAAUAUAACUUUACAAAAAAUAUAUAGAAAAAAUUGCAUGAAAUAUUUAAUGUCAUAGUAAUUUAGGAAAAUAAUUUUUGUUAAUUUUUGAAGUCUAUUAGUUCUAUAGUAGAAAUUCUAAAAACUAAUUUUUACUACAUUGCCUGUUAAAAAAACAGAAAUAGCAAAUGCCACUAUAGGGUCUUCUCAAGAUGGAAAUGUUCUAAGUAUGUAUAAAUAGUGUAUAUUUUAUUUAUUUAUUAGAUGCAAUUAAGAUAUGAUGGUUAUUUGGGAUUUCCUGGUGGAUUAAUUGAUUCUGGUGAAGAUAUUAUAAAUGCUGUUAAUAGAGAAAUGUCUGAAGAAAUGAACUUAAAUACUUGUAUACAUUUAGUCAGUUAUGAUGACUACGUUAUAUCACAUUGGAGUGAAAAAAAAAAGAUAGCUUUACAUUUCUAUAAAUUAAAAGUUACUAUGCCUCAACUAAUUGAAAUUGAAAAACGUGCUUUACUUGCACGAGAUUAUGGAAGUGAAGUAAUUAUAUUUACUACCUAUAUCAUAUUAUAUAUAUUGAAUUAAAAACUUUUUUUAUACAAUUUAAAUAGGUGCUUGGUACAGUUAGGGUCCCUUUGUAUACAUUGGGUGACAAUUACCGCGGAUUUCCAGCAUUUUUGGAGCACAAAUUCAUCGGUUGUUCACGGGACCAACUUUUAGCGGCACUUUCUUCAUUAAAUAUUUUGACUGUUGAAGAAAUAAAUCUUGCUUUAAAUACAAAAAGUAGUAAAUUAUAAUGUAUUUAUUUAUGCGUAAUAUAAUAAUUAUUUUGUUUUUUUUAAAUUAAAUUCAAUAAUACAGUUUGAUGCUAAGGAUCAAAUGUCUUAAAUGAAACUGGAUGACAUUCUAAUGUAUUGAGGUUCAUUAAAACACAUGUUUGUGUUGAUGAGAAAGACGGCACGCUUAUUAGUCUUGUAGGGUUACCUAAAAAUAAAAUGUUUUUAAUUAAGGAAUAUGAUAAUUAUUACAUUUUUUCUAGUAUUAUAAUUAAAACACAAAUAUUACCAUUGACAUUUGUCUUUAACGAUGUUUUAAAUGACUGUUGAUUUGAUACAAAAAAAACAUCUGGCAUUUCUUUUAUUAUAAAUGGAUCUUGGCCUUCAAAUGGAUAACACGCUA
This is a messenger RNA of Cinara cedri, 7868 nucleotides long. The record is from the annotation of a GenBank genome assembly. NCBI's taxonomy places the organism in Eukaryota, Metazoa, Arthropoda, Insecta, Hemiptera, Aphididae.